ACAGUAAUGGUAAAUCUAGAAGAUUCGUGAGAGCGAAUGUUUGGAAGUUGCUUUUUGAGUCGUUGGAUAAUAGCGGCAUAAAUGAGACAUACGCGGCACAUCGAGACACACAGAGACAAAGAAAAGAAGCACUGGUUUGAUUAUUUCCCUUUUAUCUCUUUGGUUCUCUCAGCCCCUUUCUUAGCGCUCACAAACUCAACACCAUCAUGAUGUGGGAAUGGGGCGAUUACGAAGACGCCAUCCCAGAAUCCGACCAACCCGAACCCGAUUCUCAUCUCAACUUCGAUUUCUUCUCCACCCUCGCCAAACCCAAGGAUUAUUAUAAGAUACUGGAAGUGGAUUAUGAUGCUACGGACGAUGAUAUUCGCUCCAAUUACAUUCGUCUCGCUCUGAAGUGGCACCCGGACAAGCAGAAAGCCCAGGAUUCUACUACCUCGCGAUUCCAAGACAUAAACGAGGCCUACCAGGUUUUGAGUGAUCCAGUCAAAAGGAGGGAAUAUGACAUAAACGGAAUGCGUUAUGAAUAUGAUUACAAUAUCAUUGAUUAUCUUAAUCGUUACAAGGGCCUUAUCUUGACUUGCAAUGGCCUUGGCAUAAAGCAUUCGAUAUGGUAAACAAAAACAUGACAGAUAGCCUUUCAGUGCAUCUAGGACAGUUUUUUAGAAGUACCUGGCACUGCAUGCCAUGCUUAGUGUUGAAGAUAUCUGAUUAUGAUGUCCUGGAGAGAGUUUCAUGCUUUUUUGUAUAAAAGAAAUGGACAAAAUGGAACUUCUACCUGUUGUAAUUAUGCUCUCUCUUCCCUUGCCUUCCUUCAUACUUGUGCUUAGAUAAUCUCAAAUGGUCAAGAUGCAUAAGUUGAAUUUAAUUCUAACAUUGGUUCGACUAAACUAAAAUUCACUAGGCCAGUCUUCCGAAAAGAACAUUGAUUAAAGGGAUUACACAAUUUAAGUUAUUUAAUUUAGCAAUAGUUCAGUUAUUAUCAA
Messenger RNA from Vigna radiata var. radiata (mung bean), 983 nucleotides. RefSeq names its product chaperone protein DnaJ. The record is from RefSeq and is a predicted model, not a curated record. NCBI's taxonomy places the organism in Eukaryota, Viridiplantae, Streptophyta, Magnoliopsida, Fabales, Fabaceae. Bases 207 to 614 code for a protein of 135 amino acids. Gene Ontology annotation, cellular component: nucleus; cytoplasm. The transcript is spliced from 5 exons.